Messenger RNA from Sphaerulina musiva SO2202, 5780 nucleotides. RefSeq names its product DNA ligase 4. Gene Ontology annotation, cellular component: DNA ligase IV complex. NCBI's taxonomy places the organism in Eukaryota, Fungi, Ascomycota, Dothideomycetes, Mycosphaerellales, Mycosphaerellaceae. Bases 156 to 2735 code for a protein of 859 amino acids. Gene Ontology annotation, biological process: nucleotide-excision repair, DNA gap filling; double-strand break repair via nonhomologous end joining; DNA recombination. The transcript is spliced from 4 exons. The record is from RefSeq and is a predicted model, not a curated record. Gene Ontology annotation, molecular function: ATP binding; DNA ligase (ATP) activity; DNA binding.
GGAAAUUGGGACCUCAUGGAGGGCCCAGUCAGGCUCCUAAUGAAGUCCGUCGUCAAAUUAUCGAUCGCUUCAUCGGAAGAUGGCGGAAAGAGGUCGGUGAUGAUAUUUAUCCCGCAUUCCGUCUCAUCGUGCCAGAAAAGGAUCGAGACCGAGGCAUGUACGGCCUCAAGGAAAUGACUUUGGGCAAGAUGCUCAUCAGGAUCCUCAAGAUUGACAAGAACAGCGACGAUGGCUAUAGUUUGACGCACUGGAAAUUACCUGGAGUCAAGUCAACGAGCGCGACCACGGGCGACUUCGCGGGACGAUGCUUCGAUGCCAUUAGCAAGCGACCCAUGCGUUCCGAACCUGGUGAUAUGUCCGUCGCCGAAGUCAAUGAGCGACUGGAUAGGCUUUCUGUGGCACAGAAAGAAGAGAACCAGCGACCUAUCUUGGAAGAAUUCUACUCCAGGAUGAAUGCCGAGGAAUUGAUGUGGCUGAUACGCAUUAUCCUUCGACAAAUGAAAGUUGGUGCCACAGAGAAGACCUUCUUCGAACUCUGGCACCCAGAUGCCGACAACCUAUUCAAUAUAUCGAGCAGCCUGCGUCGCGUCUGUUGGGAGCUUCAUGACAAGAAAGUCAGACUCGAGGGUGAUAGUCGGGGAAUCUCGUUGAUGCAAUGCUUCCAGCCUCAGCUGGCCGCGUUUCAAAUGAAAACAUUCGAGCAGAUGAUAGCGAGAAUGGAUCCGACAGACGAGGAUCCCAUUUUCUGGAUUGAAGAAAAGCUCGAUGGUGAGCGUAUACAAUUGCACAUGAUUGAGGACGAUGAGCAGCCAGGCGGCGUGCGAUUUUGCUUCUGGUCACGCAAAGCAAAGGACUAUACAUAUCUUUAUGGCAGUGGAUUUCAGGACGACGACGCAGCGCUGACACGGCACAUCAAGGACGCUUUCAACAGUGGCGUGCGAAAUAUCAUUCUCGAUGGAGAGAUGAUUACUUGGGAUGCCCAGGAGGACUGCAUCGUUGGCUUUGGCACGUUGAAAACAGCGGCAAUUGAGCAGCAGCAGAACCCAUUCGCUGGUGGGCAUAGGCCCCUGUUCCGGGUGUUUGACUGCCUCUAUCUGAAUGACAAGCCAUUGACACAAUACACAUUGCGCAAUCGCCGAGCGGCACUGGAGGCGAGCAUCACUGAUGUCCACCGACGUCUCGAAAUUCACAAAUACCUCGAGUGCAAAACAGCCGCGGAUGUUGAGCUGGAGCUUCGACAAGCUGUGGCCGAGGCAAGUGAGGGCCUGGUGAUGAAGAACCCUCGCUCCGAGUACCGCCUGAAUGAGCGUAACGAUGACUGGAUCAAGGUAAAGCCAGAAUACAUGACAGAGUUUGGCGAAUCAUUGGACUGCAUCGUGGUGGGUGGCUACUUCGGGUCUGGAAAGAGAGGCGGCCAUCACAGCAGCUUCCUGUGUGGACUGUAUCUUCCGUCGGCGUGGCGAGCAGGGCUAGAGCCGCAUGCUCAUCCUCAAAAGACCUGGUCUUUCUUUAAGGUCGGUGGAGGAUUCAGCGCGUCAGACUACGCGCAAAUCCGACAUGAGACUGACGGCAAGUGGAAAGACUGGGAUCGGAAGAAACCACCCACUGAGUGGAUUGAAUUGGGUGGCGGUGAUCGUCAGCAUGAGAAACCAGACCAGUGGAUCAAACCGGAAGACUCCGUUGUCGUAUCCGUCAAAGCAGCCUCCGUCGAGCAAUCAGACCAGUUCAGGACCAAAUUUACCUUGCGAUUUCCCCGAUUCAAGAAACUCCGCACUGACAAGAGCUGGGCGCAAGCCCUGUCCUACGAUGAGUUCAUGACCUUGAAAUACAAUGCAGAGGACCAACAGCACGACAAAAAGCUCAAGGUUGACGAAUCAAGGAAGCAGCGUACGACGAAGCGACAGAAGCGAGAACUCGUGAUACAAGGACAGGAGUGCGACACACAGACAGCCUACGCCGGACCCGCAACACAGGUGUUCGAAGGAUUGGCGUUUUGCAUCAUGACCGAAGCAGGGAAGCCCCUGAAGAAGAGCAAAGCGGAAUUGGAGCAAAUGGUGAAAGCAAACGGUGGCCAGAUUGUUGCAGCACCGAACGACCCAGAUACUAUCCUCAUUGCAGACCGCAACCUUGUGAGGGUGGCUUCGAUUAAGAAGAAUAACAACCGGAACAUCAUCAGGCCUUGUUGGCUGCUCGACUGCAUCAAGCAAAGUGAGCUUGACGCUGGGCGACCGGCUCAUCUGCUACCGCUGGAGCCGCACCACCUCGAGUUUACACACACGGCAGACGAGGGCAAGUUCGACGACAACGUGGAUGAAUUUGGUGAUAGCUAUGCGCGAGACGUCACCGCUCAAGAUCUUCUUGCCUUGUUCAAGGAAAUGCCUACGAAACUUGAAGACGAUUUUGAGCCUUCCGGGGUGCUCCAGCAGUUCAACGAGCAUGGCCACGGGCUAGACGCAGUGACUGCACUAAUGUUUUUUGGGACUAUAGCGUUCUUCGAGGACGCCCGCCCUGAGACCAAGCGUAUAUACAGUUUUGCAGGUGGUAUGAUUGCGGACUCAUUACAAGAGCGCAAUCUUACCCACGUGGUGGUUCCGGCAGGCAGUGACGAUGUGGCUAAGAUACGUCGAGCUAUUUCUUCCAAGACUCAGCAGCCCAGAAUUGUCAGUGAGGAUUGGGUGCGGGAGAGUUGGGCCGAGGAGACCAGACUUGACGAAGAACGUAUGUUCAUUUGCUGAUUCUUCUGGGGCUUGGUAGGUUUCAUGCUGACCGAAAAGCAGGCUUUGAUCCGCGUUGAGCCAACACUUCCUCGAUCCUUCAUCGUCGCGAGGGGGCCUCCGGUGUGGCGAUUUACGCGGUGAGGCGCAAUACUCUGACAGCAUUGCCGCCCAGUAUGUCCUGCUCGACUUUCUCGUCCCCACUCAAGGCCGACUUGAUAGCGCUCAUGUUCGAGGUCACGCUCAGCCAUUGGUCCUCGUCCUCUCCCAAGGGAGGGAAGAAUGGGUGAUCAGUGCCGAACAUAAUUCUGCAAAUUGUCAGCAACUCGCAAAUGUUACGAAGGGGGGCAAGUCACCCUACCGGUCGGCGCCAGAAGCAUCAAUAGCUGCCUUCAGGCCAACAUCGGCGUAGAUCACAGCGUCGAGAUAUAUGUUCUUCUUCAGGACCUCCCAUAUAUCUCUGCGUUUCUCGAUCAUGCCCCCCUUCUUCAGGUGGGCGUCAUGCGCAAUACAGCUCUCGAUUCGGCCAGCCAAGAAGGGCAAUGUUCCCCCGCUGUGUGCUAACAACAUGUUCAGAUCUCUGAAACGAUCGAAUGUACCUGACAGGAUCAUCCUUGUCAUUGCGAUUGUUGUCUCAAGGGGAAAUCCCAUCGCUAACGGCAAGACAUGGCCAUAGUCACCACUUCGUGGACCAAACACUUCACUCGGUAAUCCGUAGUGGGGAUGGAUGAACACCAGCAAUUGUUGCUGUUCUAUCGCCUGCCAGAUUGGGUCCAGCUUGGGGUCAUCGAGACCUUCACCUAGGCCACUGGUUCCCAUGACGAUGCCACGACAGAAUUUCAGCUUCUUCAAUCUCUCCACCUCCUUGACCACAUCCGCCACAUCAGCACUCAAGGGGAGCGUCGCAAAGUGGAACAGCCUGCCUUCGUGCUCCCGACACAUCUUUUCCACGUCAUCAUUCACCAGUUUGGCCAUCUCACUCGCCUCAUCCUUUGCCACCCAAUCCAACCACGGAUUUGCAAUGGAGACGACCGAGAUAUCGAUUCCAUGAGCAUCCAUGAAUUCAAUCUUCUUGGCAACAUCGUAGUACUCGGGUCCAAUGGGUCUGCCUCGAGCUGUUGAGCCCGAUUCUUCUGCGGGGAGAAUCACCAGGCGAUCUCCGGAUGCAACGUCGUCCGGGAAGAGACGCACAUAGGGCACGGCUUGUCGGUCUCGCAGGACGGACAUGAGUGCUGGUGGGUACAUAUGGGUAUGUACAUCGACUGUCGGCAUGUUGGGCGACUUCUUGAAGAUGUUGGUUUGUUCAGGCUUCCGGGCCUUGGCAAUUCAUCUGUGGCUGUCCGAUGUUUCGAAAAGUCGGAUAGCAAGACAGGCUUCUCGUCACUAUUUGACACUGCUCCUGUUGCUGCGGCGAAUCCGAACUUGAGUAAGCUGUUCUACUAAAAGGUGUGCGCAGCUAGCUCUAAUCCGACUUCACGGAAAUCCUCUCAGCGAAAACGCUCUUUUUGGUUGCCACAAGGAAAACCAAAAUCGUCCUUCGUCCCUAACCACUAAACGUACCUUAGACAAGCAAGCAAGCACAGAGCAAGGACAAUGACACAGCCAGCAGCGACAUCAGCAGUAUCUCACGACAAUCUCGAAAUUCCCCUCAUAGACUUCAGCGCCUUCUUACAUCCCGUCGUCCAAGACUCAGAAAAGGACUCGAGUUCCAAACUCCCCACGGCCCUCGCCAUCCUACACGGCUUCCAAACCUCCGGCUUCAUCUACCUCCUCAACCACGGAAUCCCUCGCGAAAAAAUCCGCCAAGCAUUCUCUCUUUCGGCGAAAUUCUUCCAGCGACCCCCAGAGCAGAAAUUGGCCUUGGGAUGGACGACCCCGAAAGCUAAUCGAGGAUAUAGUCAACCAGGAAGAGAGAAAACGACAGAUGCGACAGAUCCGGAGGAAAUUCAAAGGAUUCGAAUGGCUGAGGGACAGGAUUUGAAGGAGUCAUUUGAGAUUGGGAGGGAAGGGGUGGAUCAGGAGGGGUGUGAGAAUUUGUGGCCGGAUCGGUUCGAUGAGGAGGGGAAAGAGGAGGAGGGGGAGGGGAAAGUGUUCAAGAGGGAGAUGUUGGAAUUUUUUGAAUUGGUGAAGCAAUUGCAUGUGCAAAUUAUGAGGGCGAUUGCGGUGGGGUUGGGGAUUGAUGGGUAUUGGUUUGAUGGGUAUACGGAUGCGGGGGAUAAUACGUUACGGUUGUUGCAUUAUCCCGAGGUGGAUGCGGAGGUGUUUAGGAAGAAUAGGAAUACGGUGAGGGCUGGGGCGCAUACGGAUUAUGGUAGUAUAACGUGUCUUUUUCAGGAUAUGCGUGGUGGGCUGCAGGUGCUCAGUCCAAACGGCAACUACAUCGAUGCCACACCCAUCGAAGACGCCAUUGUGGUGAAUGCAGGUGAUCUCCUCGCGCGGUGGAGCAAUGAUACCAUCAAGAGCACCAAGCAUCGCGUGGUGGAGCCACCCUCAACAGCAGAUGUGCACCCCGCUCGAUACUCGAUUGCCUAUUUCUGUAACCCCAAUUUUGAUCGCUUCAUUGAUGCGAUCCCGUCCACGUACGAUGCCAGCAGGCCGAAGAAGUACGAAGGUAUUAACAGUGGAGAUUAUCUAGAACAGCGGCUCUCGGCAACGUACUGACGCAUUUGUACUGCCAUGGUGUCUGUCGGCUCCGGCCGGUGGUUGUCGGCGUGAGAAUGGCGAGAUGCCGAGCUACACGGCAUGUUGGGUGCCUCAACCAGAGUGGCGGUGUGAGUGAUGCGAAUGCGCCUCGACGGCAGGAGGAUGGAAAGGGCGACGGCCAGCUGCACGCCGGCAAAGACGCCGACCAUCAAGGUGGAGUGAGUAAUGAAGCUGACAUUGAUGUAUCCUCAUCAAAAUACCUCAGGUACCUACCUUACCUAUACAUGUACCUACUUCGGUAAGGUAAUGUAGUAGUAGUGUCCAAGCUCCACCAAAGCCCGCAGCUCCAGGCGUUCGCACCCGCUUGGCAGACGCACUAUUAGGUGUACAGAGUAAGACCUGGCUAAGAGAGAUCCGCGAACC